CAACAUCUUUCAGCUGCAGUCUGAUAAUUCUUAAAAUAACUCUUCAAUUUCAUGAAGAUUCCUAUUAGUUAAAAACAGCAGUAAGCAGGCCAUCUUCACAAACUUUGAGCCAUCUGAUAUUGCAAUAAAAAACUGAUUUUAUAUUUCCAAAUCAGUCAUUGCAUACUUUUAUAACAAGUUUAUUAUGUCACAUUGCUGGUGUUUUCAAUUAAGAUUAAGAAUCAUUUUAUGUGUCUUCUUGAAACACAUGUUUUACCAUAAGACAAAAUUAAUACUUAGUUUUAUAAUAAAUGGGUUCCAAAUUUAUCUACAUAUAUUUAGAAUUUAGAAACAUAACUUGUUCUUUUAUUAAAGAACUAUUAUUAUAAUUAUACCAGCUCAAGUCUGUUCUGUCUUGUUUCUUUCCCUAUAAGCUAGAUUUCUUGCAAGUCUUCUUUAUUAUAACUACAAUAUUAUGCUCAAAUUUUAUAAAUAAACUUAUUAAGACAGUCUCCCAGAGAAUUAAAUGUAGAAGCCCUGGAAAAAACCUCAUCGAAAUAUUAAAAAAAAACAAUUUUAUAGGAAUGCCUUUAAUAUUGGUAAAUCUUCUUUUUGAUAAUAUGACAAGCUCUAUGUCUUUUGUAAAUUUGUUAUAACAUUUGAGCCAUAGACAAGAAAAAGUCAAAAUCGUACUUCCGGUAUUGUAUAGUAUUACUGUCAAUGUCAACUUUUGGUUUUGACAUCAAAUAAUUUCGUUAUUCAAAAAUCAAAACUAUGUCCGUUAAUUGUGUUGGUUGUGAAAUGUGAAUUAAUUUUGUUAUUUUUUUGUGGAGAUAAUUCUUUAACUUUAAUAUAGACUUUAAAGUUACCAACCAUCAAGUGAAUAUCCGAAUGUAUUCUAAUUCUAAACCUUACGAAUCGCCUUCACUUCGUACUAACAAUAGUGCUUUUGGAAUAAUUUUUCAAAAAGUACAAAGUAUGUUUAAACACCCAGUUCCUGAGAACGAGUUGAAUUUAAACAUGUCAUCAAGGGCAAGUACGGUAGCUUCCGAUGAUAGUUUUAUUACUCCUGUGUCAUCCAUGGGAGAUCUUAUGACUCUAUCACCUAAGAAAUCGGAUGACCUUUUAAUAGACGAAGUCGAUAUUACAAAUGAUUAUCUGACUGGUACAGACUUUGACAGUAUAUGUGAUGUGACGAUGCGAGAAGUUCAAAACUAUGAAUCAAAUAUAUCUAUUGAUGAAACUAGUUUGGAUUUUCUAGCCAAAUGUAGUGAAACCAGUCGCAAACACAAUUUCAUUGAUAGAGGUAAAGAAAGCCUUUUCGUCAAGUUUGAUCCUCUGUAUGCUCAGAAGAAGAUGGUUGAAUCAUCUGAAGGUGAAAUUCAAGCCGAUUCAUUAGAAUGUGACAUUGGAUAUGAAACAGGCAGUACUACAUCUAUUUUGACUGAUACAGUUAUUGAAACUUUAGAUAAUUCAACUUCAGUGAGCAACCUACAAAGCAAAGGGUUUAUGAAUAAAGACAAACCUAUGCAAAUGGUAACACCAGUUAUAAGCUCUGAAUUGUCACGACCAACUCCUUCUCGAACAAAAUCAACACCAGCUCUUGUUAGAAGUGUAUCUGCUAUUUUACCUAGUCCAGUUGUUACUGAAAAAUUAAUUAAUUUCUCUGGUAGUACUCCACCAGUUGCUGCCCCUCGUAGCCCAAGAAGUAGAAAAACAACACAUUAUGGAGAACAUGAAAAUGGAAGACUACAGUCUUUAAGAGCAAUUUUGCAAAAUCAAGAUCAUGAAGUUUUGCAACUGAGACAGGAUAAUAGAGAACUUAGAUCAAUGUUACAAGACAUGGAACAUAACUUUACACGUUACAAAGAAGAAAUGGAAGUCAGAGUAAAAAAAUUAACAGAAGAAAAGAAACACUUUAUGGACAAAGAAGAUCAAUUAUCCCAGCAAUUACAAGAUAAACAAUUAAGCAACAGACAAAUGUGUGUAGUGAUGGAGGAAUAUGAAAAAACUAUAUCUGAUUUAAUUGGAGACCAGCAACAUGAAAAAGUGCAAUUGCUUGAAACUUUAGAGAAAAUUACACAAGAGAGGGAUGAAGCUGUGAAGCACUUAGCAAGCAUGGAGAGUUCCUUCAAUGAUCUUUUAACAAAAUAUGAAAAAUGUAAGAGUGUUGUUAUGGAAUCUAAGGGUAGGGAAGAAAUUUUGAAUAAAAAAAUUGAUGAAUAUGAUGAAGGCAUGAAAAAGUAUGAAGAAUUAUAUAACACUCUCAAACAAGCUACAACAGACAACCUACAGAAAGCUAAUGAGAUGUUAGAAAACUUAAAGAAAAGUCAUAAUGUUGAGAUUACUAAAAUGAAUGCUACUAUAAAAAAACAAGAAAUUAUGAUUUCAUCCUUACAAGAGUCUCUUGCUCAAAAGACUAAAGAUAAUGAAGGAUUAACCAGAAUAUGUGAUCAGCUUAUCAAUCAAGUCCGUUAGACAAAACUGACAAAUUGCAUAGUCCUGAUUUAAUACUUGACAUUCCUUUUUUAAAUUUGUCUUGUGUUAAUAAUAUAUUGUUUCUAAUUGAUAUGAGUUGAUUAUUGCAUAUCACAUUAUUUUAAUUUUUAUAAUUAGGUUUAUGUAAAAUUAUACUCUGUGGCAGCUGUGAUUAUGGUUGCUAAAUUUACUUUCUCCGUAACUGUAUCUAUGGUGCUUUGUAAUAAUUUGAUUGUUCUUUUUAGACUACAUUUAAAAGUAUUUAAUCUCUAAUUUGAAUGACAAGUAUUCUUAUGUUGUAUUAUUAGUCUGUAUGUGAUUACCACGAAUCUGAAAUUUUUA
Messenger RNA from Pieris brassicae (large cabbage white), 2799 nucleotides. RefSeq names its product intracellular protein transport protein USO1-like. Lineage: Eukaryota; Metazoa; Arthropoda; Insecta; Lepidoptera; Pieridae. The transcript has a single exon. Bases 871 to 2457 code for a protein of 528 amino acids. Gene Ontology annotation, cellular component: cytoplasm. The record is from RefSeq and is a predicted model, not a curated record. Gene Ontology annotation, biological process: mitotic spindle organization; cell population proliferation.